Messenger RNA from Fusarium pseudograminearum CS3096, 1128 nucleotides. RefSeq lists its product as uncharacterized. Gene Ontology annotation, molecular function: methyltransferase activity. The transcript has 6 exons. Lineage: Eukaryota; Fungi; Ascomycota; Sordariomycetes; Hypocreales; Nectriaceae. The record is from RefSeq and is a predicted model, not a curated record. Bases 1 to 1128 code for a protein of 375 amino acids.
AUGACGAGCCAACAAGAUACCCCCACAGCUCUAACUCCUACUGCUUCCACUUCUCGUACUUCUUCUACCAUCAUCACCCCCGCUCAAUCUGAUUCAGCUUCUGUCCCAGCUUCUGCUGCCGCUGCUCCAUCUUCCCCCACGCCUCAAGCUGAACUCAUCCCCGCAGAGGACCCUGGAGAUAACCUCGAUCAUGACACCUUUGACGUUGACUCGGCCCUCGGGUCAGACGCCGCCAGCUAUCUAUAUCCCGAAUCAAUAGCAGCAAGUAUCCUCGAAUAUAGAACCAUUCAAGGCCGCACUUAUCACAGUGACCGGCAUGCUGCCGAUUACUUCACUCCCAACGACGAGCAGCAACUCCAGUCCGUCGAUAUCACACACCACUACCUCACCAUCCUCCUCGACAACAAGCUCUUUCUAGCACCCAUAUCACCUUAUGUCCAGACAGUUCUAGACGUUGGGACAGGAGAUUUUGCAGACGCAUACCCCAGUGCCCAAGUCGUCGGCUCAGACCUCUCGCCCUGCCAGCCAGAAUGGGUCCCUCCAAACGUACGUUUCGAAAUUGCAGAUGCCACUCUCGAGUGGCCCUGGAAGGAUGACUACUUCGACUUUGUCCACAUACGCUACCUGUUUGGCGCCAUUCAAGACUGGUCAGCACUCUUCCGCGAAGCAUACCGCUGUUGCGCACCUGGCGGAUGGGUCCAGUCAUGCGAAGCCGACAUUCAUUUCUACUCCGACGACGGGACUACCGAUAACGAACCCGCCCUCAAGACGUGGAAUGACCUGUACGAAAGCGGUGGUAUCGAGACAGGGAGGCCGUUCUUUCUCCAACGAGAGGCGAUGCAAGAGCGGAGUAUCACCGAGGCUGGCUUCACCGACGUCAGAAUAUUUGACUACAAACUACCGGUCGGCGGCUGGCCAAAUAAUCGCAAACUCGCCGAGACGGGCGAGUAUGUCAGGUUGACCAUGGAGAACGAUCUUGAAGGGUACACGUUUUACCUUUGGCACCAUGUCCUCAACUGGUGUCGGGAAGAGUAUACGCAGUUCCUUGCUUCCAUGCUCAAGGCGUUGGCUAACCGCAGAGUGCAUGGGUAUAUGAUGGUGCGAUACGUAUACGCUCGGAAGCCAUAG